This is a messenger RNA of Strongylus vulgaris, 558 nucleotides long. NCBI's taxonomy places the organism in Eukaryota, Metazoa, Nematoda, Chromadorea, Rhabditida, Strongylidae. The record is from the annotation of a GenBank genome assembly.
AUGUGCGAGACGGGAAAAGCGGAAUGUGUGGCACCAUUUGCGAAGAUUUCUCCAUUAUUGGUGACUGCUCCGAAUCAUCGCAUGAUGACCUGCUUGAUCCAGAAAAGCAUGUCUACUGUGAUGUCUGCGAUAUUCUGCUUCCUAAUUCGAGAAAAAGAAUUCAUUGAUGCUGGACGUAGCAUCCUCAGAGAGUACGCUGAUAUAAGAAUGUGUGAAGGCAAGAACGAGUUCAAAAGCAUAGGCGCAAUGGAGCGGGGAUUGCAUCUGCGUGCCAAGGAUUUGGAGCGUUACCGAUUUACGGUCGUCACACGCGAACCAGUCGAUCGCUUCUUGUCUGGAUUCAUUGAUAGAUGCAUCAGAGUUGGCGAUUCCUGCUUUGGUUGUACCAGCAACAUGACAUGUUUCUUGGAACAGGAAUACAAAAGGCGAUGCAGUAUGGACACUCAUUUCGAAAAGUAUGAGUUCAUAAGAUAUUCAAGCGAUCCAACUGGAACUCUUUUAGAAGAUUUGCAGCCAUUGUUGAGGACUCAACAGGUAAAUAUACAGCCAUUUAUGUAA